AUGGCCGCUCCGCUCGCGCACCGGGGCCUGGCCGACAUGCCGGACCUGAGCCACCUCACCGACGAAGAGAGGAGGAUCAUCCUCGACGUCAUGGACCGCCAGAAGCGAGAAGAGGAGAAGGAACAGUCCAUGCUGAAGGUCAAAGAAGAUCCAAAGCCUCAGUCGGCACAGUGGUUCAAAAGUCCCUUUAGCGGGAUCACGGAGCUGGUUAAUAACGUUCUCCAGCCGCAGACUAAGUCCCAAAAUGAGCCUCAAAAAGACGCGGCGACGGAGGAGUCGGAAACGAAGCUGCACCAGCAGUUCGAGUCGUAUAAGGACCAGGUGAAGAAGAUGGCGGAUGAGGCUCAAACUGCUCCGGAGCAGAAAAGCGAGGCUUCCAUCUGUGGAAUUUGCCACAAGACCAAGUUCGCUGAUGGCUGUGGUCACCUCUGUUCAUAUUGCCAAACCAAGUUCUGCGCCCGCUGUGGGGGGCGAGUCUCUCUUCGCUCCAACAAGGUGAUGUGGGUAUGCAACUUGUGCCGAAAACAACAGGAAAUCCUCACAAAGUCCGGAGCCUGGUUCUACAGCGGGCCGGGCUCCGGGGUGCCUCCGGGGGUCACUGGGGUCAUGCGCAGGCGCCAUGAAGAGGCCCCUCAGGAGAAGAAAGCCAAACUGCACGAGGCGCCGUUAUUAUACCAGGGCACCACCACUGAACGCAGCAGGGCUCCUGGUCUCCUUCGUCAACACUCUCUCGACCCUGACAGGAAAAGAAGCCCUUCAGCAUCUAGGGGGCCAAAUCCGAACUACCAAAGGGAGGAUCGUCCAUCACACUAUGCCCCAGGACAAGGUGGCAUGCCACGAUCACCCUCUGACUAUGGUCGUCCCUAUGAGGACGCCCAGUCAGCUCGGGCCUCAUAUCGUACCCGACGUGGUGCAUGGCACUCCCAGGAGGAGGAACAGCACCACCCUCAUCCUCACGAGCCAGGCUUGGUAUCCGAGCGUGAUCUCCAUCACCCGGACGAGUGCCACACACGUUACCGGAGUGACCCGAACCUGGCACGGUACCCAGUGAAGCCACAGCCAUACGAGGAACAGAUGCGCAUGAAUGCUGAGAUGUCUCGUUUCCGCCACGAGCGGCGCCACAGCGACGUCUCCCUGGCGUGCACCGAGGCAGAAGAACGGCCCGGGGCAUGGCGUUACGGACACGUCCAAUCCCACGCUCCAUCUUACGGUCACCGGCCCUCCAAUUCUGGCCCACGGGACAAGACGGACAACCUGCUGCGCAAUGACUCACUUAGUUCAGACCAGUCAGAAUCCGUGCGUCCACCACCACCCAGACCUCAUAAAAGCAAGCGAGGGGGCAAAGUAAGGCGGGCCUCGCUGAGCAGCUCAGACGAAGAGCUUCCAACGACACCCGAGUAUACAAGCUGCGAGGAUGUAGAGAUUGAGAGCGAGUCGGUCAGUGAAAAAGGGGACAGUCAAAGGGGAAAAAGAGAAACUAUUGAGCAGGGACACAUCUUAUCAGAGGGCCAAAAGAAAAUGGUGCGCUUUUGGGGCCACUCGUUGGAAGAGGAUGCCGAGUGGGGCGAGCCGCAGGUUAAAGACUCGGGCGUUGACACAUGCAGUAGCACAACGCUAAACGAGGAGCAUAGCCAUAGCGAGAAGCACCCUGUCACAUGGCAACCGUCCAAAGAUGGAGACCGUCUCAUCGGCCGCAUUUUCCUCAACAAACGGCUCAAGGAUGGAAGCGUUCCUCGCGACUCCGGAGCUCUCCUGGGGCUAAAAGUGGUUGGCGGAAAAAUGACAGAGUCUGGUCGACUCUGUGCGUUCAUCACUAAAGUAAGGAAAGGAAGCUUAGCAGACACUGUAGGACAUCUCAGACCAGGCGAUCAGGUCCUGGAGUGGAAUGGGAGAAACUUACAAGGAGCCACAUUUAAAGAAGUUUACAAUAUCAUUUUAGAAUCCAAGCCAGAGCCUCAGGUGGAACUGGUGGUGUCCCGACCCAUCGGAGACAUUCCCAGGAUACCAGACAGCACACACACACAACUGGAGUCGAGUUCCAGCUCAUUUGAGUCACAGAAGAUGGACCGGCCAUCCAUAUCCAUUACAUCUCCCAUGAGCCCCAGCAUGCUGCGAGACGCACCGCAGUACUUAUCCGGACAGCUCUCUAGCCAAAGCCUUAGUAGGAGAAUAGAGCCUUUUAACCCUAGGGUUCAGGUUAAACUCUGGUACGAUAAAGUAGGCCACCAGCUCAUCGUCACCAUCCUGGGAGCCAAGGACCUGCCAUCGCGUGAAGACGGACGACCAAGGAACCCCUACGUUAAAAUCUAUUUCCUCCCGGACCGAAGUUUGAAUUAUUGUUCCACCAGUGACAAAAGCAAGAGGAGAACUAAAACAGUAAAGAAGUCAUUAGAGCCCAAAUGGAACCAGACGUUCAUGUACUCACCGGUACAUCGACGUGAGUUUCGCGAGCGCAUGCUGGAGAUCACGCUGUGGGACCAGGCACGAGUUCGUGAAGAGGAGAGCGAAUUCCUCGGAGAGAUCCUGAUCGAGUUGGAGACGGCGCUGAUGGACGACGAGCCGCACUGGUACAAGCUGCAAAUGCAUGACGUCUCUUCGAUGCCUCUGCCCAAGAGUUCCCCCUACCUUCAAAGGCGAACGAUGCACGGAGACAGUCCCAGUCGCAGACUACAGACUCAUGGCUCGUAUAAUUCAGGAUCUCACAGAGUCAGCGACAGCGAGAUUUCCGAUUAUGACUGUGAGGAUGGAGUGGGAGUCGUUUCAGACUACAGACAAAAUGGACGUGACCUCCAAAGCUCCACCCUAUCUGUGCCCGAGCAGGUCCUCUCAUCCAAUCACUGCUCGCGGUCGGUGGACAUUGAACGAGCACGUUCACGAUCACCCAGCGUUCCCCCUCCUCAGAGGAAUUACGGCAUGCCGGACAGGCGCGAAAUGGAACGGCCCAUGUACACGCGCUCACGUUCCACCGAGCGCCCCCCUGAUGCCCACCACAUGAGAUCGUCCAUGCCCACGCUGUCAUCCGGACACUCCGCACCGCCCUCGCCUGCCUUAACGAGGGCACACCCCCGCAGUGGAUCGGUCCAAACCAGUCCUACAAGCACACCCAUGAACAGCAGGAGAGGACGGCAGCUACCACAACUGCCAUCAAAGGGGACGCUAGACAGAAAAGACGGACGAGAAGACCUUGAGCCAGGUCCAGAUGAAGAGGAGGAACCUGUUGUAUAUUACUCCAUUCCCAUUCAGUCAUCAUUUGACCCAGAAGCAGGUGCUAUGGAAAUGGAGGAGAGGACACGCCAGAUGAAGCUGAAGGUGGACAAGUAUAAGCAAGGAACAGGCUCUGACUCCCGCCUGGAGCAAGACCGCCACUCAAAGCAUUCUGGCAGGGAUGGGAAACACGGGUUGGACAGUCUUUCAGCCAAAUCUUCCGACAGCGACGUGAGUGACGUGUCCGCUGUGUCGAGAAGCAGCAGUGCCUCUCGCUUCAGCAGCGCGAGCUACAUGUCUGUCCAGUCGGAGCGGCCUCGAGGCAACCGCAAAAUCAGCAAAACAAUGCAGGGCCGGAGCUUCUCCCAGGAGGGGGAGGAACUCUCUGGGGAUGUGUUACGUGAGGAGGAGGAGGGAGGGGUGGGAAAAGAUUGUGGAAGCAGGCAAAAGACAAAGACGCAUAGAGUAGAUAGAAAGGCGGAGUCAAUUGAGGAUUCGGCCCAGAGGAGGGUCUCAGACAAUGAUCUCAGCGACUUUGCAUCCAAAAUGAAAAACAGGCAAAUGGGCAUGACGGGUAGCACCAAUCUGACCAAGAGCACCAGCAUUGGCGGGGAUAUGUGCAGCCUGGAGAAGACUGAUGGCAGCCAAUCGGACACAGCCGUUGGCCUGGUGGGUGGAGGCCUUAAGAAGAGGCGCUCGAGCAUUGGGGCAAAGAUGGCUGCCGUAGUGGGCAUGUCCCGCAAGAGUCGCAGUACCUCACAACUCAGCCAAACAGAAGCAGGAGGAAAGAAACUGCGCAGCACUGUUCAGAGAAGCACCGAGACAGGUUUGGCCGUGGAGAUGAGGAACAGAAUGACACGACAGGCUAGCCGCGAGUCCACUGACGGCAGCAUGAAUAGCUUCAGCUCAGAGGGGAACCUGAUCUUUCCUGGAGUGCGACUCUCCGCGGACAGCCAGUUUAGCGACUUCUUGGAUGGACUAGGCCCCGCCCAGUUAGUAGGCCGACAGACUUUGGCCACACCUCCCAUGGGCGACAUUCAGAUCGGAAUGGUGGAGAAGAAAGGAGCUCUGGAGGUGGAAGUCAUUCGGGCCCGAGGCCUUGUGGGUAAACCAGGAUCUAAGGCACUGCCAGCCCCUUACGUCAAGGUGUACAUGCUGGAGAACGGCGCAUGCAUAGCGAAAAAGAAAACGAAAGUAGCUCGCAAAACCUUGGACCCCCUUUAUCAACAGCAGCUGUCGUUCGAAGAGAGUCCAAAGGGAAAAGUCUUACAAGUUAUCGUGUGGGGAGAUUACGGCCGAAUGGACCACAAAUCAUUUAUGGGUGCCGUUCAGAUACUUUUAGACGAGCUGGACUUGUCCAACAUGGUCAUUGGUUGGUUUAAGCUCUUUCCCCCGUCCUCAUUGGUCGACCCGACGCUCGCCCCUCUUACUCGAAGAGCAUCGCAGACUUCUUUGGACAGCAGCUCUGCACCGUUCGGCCGCUCGUAGCACAGCGCUAGCGACUAGCCUGGUUGUUGUAGCAUCAUCCAUCAUCCCGAUGGUGGGAGUUUGAGAUUUGAGGCCAGCUGCUGCCCCUUCCCAGUAACACACACUGCAUGCUUGGUGUUGUCUUCUGAGCCUGUUUCUUAGGGGUGAAAACUAAAAGCGGUCCUGUGUUUGCUCUCGAAAAAAAAAAUGAAGAUAAUACUAAUAAUAGAUAAAUAAACCUAAAUCCUCGCACAUGUUGAGCAUGGAGAGCAACCCCUACAAUCGGGGGAACAGGCAGACGAAGAAAAUGGACCUGUUUUUGUCCUUUUCUAAGCCAUGGGGUUCUAAACAAGCCCAUAAUAACAACGCUCAUUCGUUUCUCUUCUAUUAUCGUUCAUUGUUCAUUUGUAUGUGAACGUUUGGGGAGAGUUCUUUUUUUUGGGUCAUGCCAUUCAAACAGACCCAAAGUUUGUGCUAUGGGAAUGAGUUCGUAUUAAACUGUCUGCACUCCCCAGAUAUGCACACGAUCGCAAGCGAGACUGUUUAUAGAUUUUUAAAAAGAAACUAAUAAAAAUGCAAUACUUAGAAGGGUACUAUCAACAGAAAAGAGAAGGUUUGAGAUUGCCCGGAUGAACGUUUGGAAUGGAUUUUUUUUUUUUUUUUGAUAUUGUAUGAAAUUUCAAAGGGACUUUAUUAAUUUUUUUUUUUUGCAUGGACAAAAUUUAGCUGAUCUUAAAGAAAUAAAUAUUUUCUUGAGAUUGCAACUUGCAAAAAAAUAAAGAAGAAGAAGAAAAAAAAAAAACAGAUCAGCCAUUUUUUGAAAAUUUCUAUUAUUUUUAAAGAAAAAUUUCAUAAUGCAUGGUUUUCAUGGGAAGUGAAUGCAAUGGUGGAAUAAAAAAAACAUUAGGAAUUAUGUUUUAUUAUCCUAAAGCCCAUUCUAGGGCAUAUACUGUAUUUUUAUGGACAUUAUAAUUAAAUAAGAACUUAAGAAUUUAAUUACUAGGGGGAAAAUAAUAAUAAUAAUAAUAAAAAAAAACAGCUCCUUUUCAUGUGAGGUAAAGAAACUGAAAAAAAUAUGUAUUAUUUAUUUCACUGAUGAAGGCAGAAGCCUUACUGAGAUAAUAAUGUGCAAAUUGUACAUGUUUCUUUUUCCUCUCCCUAGUCCCAGGGUAACUCUUGCUGCUCUUAUAAGAUUUUUUCCCUCUAGUACCAUUCUGAUGUUUCUGCAGGGCUGAUCAUACAGUCCUGCGUGUUUUUUUCUACUUUCUUCCGACUUGAUUCGAUUUAACAAGCAUGUUGAAAUGGAUUCUCUGCAACAUGGCUUGGGCACAGCGUGCAGUAACACAGCAUGUUUUAAUAAAAAUUUGGAAAGGAAGAAAAACAAAAAUACAUUUUUUAGUUUAUUUUAUUUUAUUUUUUUCAAUUUCUUGUACAGUGCAUGUCAACUAUGUUACUUUAGUCCCUGAUUGAAUUUCAAGAUAAUUUGGCUGGGUUUGAACAAAACAUUCCACCAAUUUUGUCCAAUUUUGUUAAAUAAAAAAAAGAAGAAAAUUUUGUAUACUGGAAAAAAAUCUUGUCCCAUUAGUAUUCAGGAGGAAUGAUCCCACGGUUGAUUUGCAAAUGGUCUCCUGCAUCUCAUGGACAGCUGCAGUAUUGCAUAGUGCAGAUUUCCACACAAGACUUUUGGACAACAUGGACGUUCGCAUGACAUGAACUUGCCACAUGAUAGAAAAUAGAAAUUUCUAGAUUUUCGUCUUCUUGCUUAGUUUUCAGAAAGUUCCUUUAAUAUAUUUUUGUUAUUUCAUUUACUUACAAGCCAAGACCCAUUAUUUUAUUUUAUUUUUUUUAUUUUCUAUUUUAGUAAUUAUUAAAAUUUUUGAGAUGAUUCUUCUAGGUAUAAUAUCAGAAUGGAGCUCUAAAGAGACAUUAUUCCUCUUCCAUGUAAAGCGAAAUCUAUUUUGGUGUUCAUUCAGUAUCUUUUCUUUUCUCUACCAAGAUAUGUAUAGUUUCUCUCUCUGAUUUGACAUUUGUAUAUAUUAUAUGUCAUAAGUUAUGGAAUUUGGAUUAAAACAAAAUAAAAUGAACAUGAGCAGACAACUAUAGAUAAGAUCGCACGGAAUUGGGAUAAUGUCUCACUUGACUAAGACAUGUUACGCCCUUUUUGAAUGCCUUCUCUUUUUUUUCUGGUACAAUGUGUUCAUGCCAAGGCUAUGUCUUGGUUAAGUAUGGUUGAGUACAGAGAUUUAUGUAAGUUAUUUUUCAAAUUAAACAAUAAAAAAGGGAUAUUACACUGAA
Messenger RNA from Clarias gariepinus (North African catfish), 6966 nucleotides. RefSeq names its product regulating synaptic membrane exocytosis 2a (gene rims2a). The coding region runs from base 1 to 4692 and encodes 1563 amino acids. Gene Ontology annotation, biological process: intracellular protein transport; calcium ion-regulated exocytosis of neurotransmitter; positive regulation of synaptic transmission. The record is from RefSeq and is a predicted model, not a curated record. Lineage: Eukaryota; Metazoa; Chordata; Actinopteri; Siluriformes; Clariidae. Gene Ontology annotation, molecular function: small GTPase binding; transmembrane transporter binding. Gene Ontology annotation, cellular component: cytoskeleton of presynaptic active zone; presynaptic membrane. The transcript is spliced from 32 exons.